AAAAUUGGGUUAUGUAAUUUUUUGAACUGAGGGUUCUGGGGAUGACUUAAACGUCUUGAACCAUAUUCUUCUCUCUCUUUUCWCUCCCCUUAACCCUUACUAAAACCACAGAAUAGAUUUCACCAUAGUCGUAUUAUAAAAAUGUCGUUGCUUAAUACAUAAUUUAUGAUAUAUAUCCAAAUUCAAAAUUUUAUUUAUCACUAUUCAUGAUUUUAAAAUUAUUUUUAUCUAUUAGUGAUAAUAUAGUGUUCACAUAUUUUGGUUAUAAGCAUUAAGCAUAUAGAUUGGAGAAUUCAACGAUUUAGAUUUAGAUCAUCUACAUGUGGAUUCGUGGGUCGUCGACGUCGUUAAUUGYCUAACUAAUUUACACUUUACAGAAUAAAAAUUACAAAUUAUAAAAAUAAUAAUAAUUGUUUAUGAAAUUUGAAUGAUACAAUGAUACAAUUUCACUUUGGAUGACGAAUUCAUGUAUGUGAGUAUCGUAAGUCAAGUAUAAUUAUUCGGUUUGAUGCUCGUGACGAAAGUAAUAAGARAUUAUUAAUCUUGUAGAAGUUACCAUCAGUACAGCGUGAUUAUAUUAUUAUGCCAUACUCAUGAUCCAAUCUCAAAUUUCACUAAUGAGAAAUAAGAAGAAAUCAAUUGUCAACUAAUUGUCUAGUUGUGAGAAUGGAUUUAUCAACGGAAGAACUACUUAGCAGAAAAGAGACGUUGAAGCAAUUUGAAAACUAUAUUGACCAAACAAGAAACACACUUAAGUGUUUUGUUGAAAAAAUUGGAUGGACAUUAGAUGAAACACCAAACAAUGAUAAAUUGGUCAAGUGUCCAUUUAACAAUGAACACAGAAUGCCAUCAUCCACACUCGAAGUUCAUUGUCAAAAGUGUGCACUGAAAAAAAAUGGAUACGAUUCAUCUCAUUCAUUUUACCCUUCUUAUAAUUUGUCAACCACUUUGGCCCAGACUGUAAAAAUUGCUUUUGAUCUAUCUUAA
Molecule: messenger RNA, 987 nt
Organism: Diuraphis noxia (Russian wheat aphid)
Lineage: Eukaryota; Metazoa; Arthropoda; Insecta; Hemiptera; Aphididae
Source: RefSeq, a predicted model, not a curated record